GUUGGUUAGUUUAGAAUGUAGAGUGCACUCGUUUAUGAUUAAAACUGAAUCUGAUGCACCUUUUUCAAUCUGUAAAUGGUGUUAAGCUUUUGUCGAUUGAUUAAAAUUUUCUCCUCACUCGUCUGGAAAAGAAAAAGGAGUUUAUCUAUCCACUUCAGAUUCAUUUAUGCUGACAACAAACGAAGCAUAUGGGAGUAACCUAAAGAAAAAGGGUAGCAUGUGGGCUUUAGAUCAGAACCUCGAUGAGCCUAUUGAUGACGAUGCUGUGAGGAUCAGAAAUAUAUCCAAAGAAAAAAAAUUUUCGGCUCUGUUAAUUCUUCGGCUUGCAUAUCAGAGUCUUGGUGUGGUUUAUGGAGAUUUGGGAACUUCCCCUUUGUACGUUUUCUACAAUACUUUUCCUCAUGGUGCUAAAGAUCAGGAGGAUGUUAUUGGAGCCCUUUCUUUGAUUAUAUACUCACUUACACUGGUGCCGCUCAUCAAAUACGUUUUUAUUGUAUUGAGAGCAAAUGACAAUGGCCAAGGUGGAACAUUUGCUCUCUACUCUUUGCUUUGCCGACACGCCAACAUUAAAAUCAUUCCCAAUCUGCAUCGUACCGAUGAAGAGCUCACUACAUAUAGUCGGGCCACCAUCCACGAAAAGUCGUUUGCUGCGAAAACUAAAAGAUGGAUAGAGGCACACCAAUAUGCUAAAGACACUAUCCUGAUCCUUGUCCUCAUUGGUACCUGCAUGAUGAUUGGGGAUGGGAUUCUUACCCCAACUAUUUCUGUUUUAUCUGCAGUUGGUGGCAUCAAGUUAACUAUCCCUGAUGUGAAAAAUGAAGUGGUAGUGCUGGUUUCUGUUGCAAUAAUAGUUGGGUUAUUCAGCUUGCAACAUUAUGGUACGGAUCGAGUUGGUUGGCUCUUUGCUCCAAUUGUCUUGCUUUGGCUUCUCCUAAUUGGAGCUAUUGGUAUAUACAACAUAUUGAAUUACGAUCGCAGUGUUCUAAGAGCAUUUUCUCCGGUCUAUAUCUAUCGGUAUCUAAAAAGAGGACGGCGAGAAGAUUGGACUUCCCUUGGUGGUAUCAUGCUCAGCAUAACAGGAACCGAAGCUCUUUUUGCUGACCUGGCUCAUUUUCCAGUCUCAUCUGUACAAAUUGCAUUUACUGUUCUUGUAUUUCCUUGCCUUCUCUUGGCGUACUCUGGACAGGCCGCCUAUCUUCUGAAUAACUUGGAUCAUACGCAAGAUGCUUUCUAUCGUUCUAUUCCAGACAAAAUGUACUGGCCGGUAUUUGUUGUGGCAACAGGAGCGGCUGUUGUUGCAAGCCAGGCUACAAUAUCUGCAACCUCUUCAAUUAUUAAGCAAGCCCGUGCUCAUGGCUGUUUUCCGCGAGUCAAAAUCGUACAUACUUCGAAGAAGUUCCUUGGCCAGAUAUAUAUUCCAGACAUCAAUUGGAUCCUUAUGGUUCUCUGCAUCACUGUUACUGCUGGGUUUGAGAAUCAAAGCCAAAUUGGAAAUGCAUAUGGUACUGCUGUUUUGUUUGUGAUGCUGGUAACAACAUUUCUCAUGAUAUUAAUCAUGAUAUUAGUGUGGCACUGCCAUUGGAUCCUCGCCAUCAUUUUCGCUGGCGUAUCACUUCUCGUGGAGCUUUCAUACUGCUCUGCUGUGCUAUUCAAAGUUGAUCAAGGUAGUUGGAUACCCUUUUUAAUUGCUGGAGCAUUUUUCAUUGUCAUGUAUGUAUGGCACUACGGUAAGCUGAAACGAUACGAGUUUGAAAUGCAUAGUAAGGUCUCAAUGGCAUGGGUUCUUGGCCUCGGACCGAGUUUAGGACUGGUUCGAGUCCCCGGAGUUGGACUAGUAUACACACAACUCUCAAGAGGAGUACCACAUAUCUUUUCACAUUUCAUAACUAACUUGCCAGCUAUACAUUCCGUUGUAAUUUUCGUGUGCGUUAAGUAUCUUCCUGUCUACACUGUCCCGGAAGAAGAACGGUUCCUUGUCAAGAGAAUUGGCCCCAAGAGUCUCCACAUGUUUCGCUGCGUGGCGCGAUAUGGCUACAAAGAUCUCCACAGGAGAGAUGAUGAUUUUGAGAACAAACUCUUCGAAAGUCUUUUCUUGUUUGUCAAGCUUGACUGCAUGAUGGAAGGAUGCUCGGAUUCAGAGAAUUACAGUUCGUAUGAGCAAACACCGGCCGAGUCCAAUAACAAUAACGAGAAUACACAUUCAUCGAAUAUGGAUUUGUCAGUUAUGUCAGUAGAUUCACUAGAAUCUGAUAGAUCUGAAUCACAUGGGAAUAUUGCUUCACGGCCACCUGAGGUCGACGAACUCGAGUUCUUGAACAAAUGCCGGGAUGCCGGGGUGGUUCACAUUCUUGGAAACACAGUUGUGAGGACGAGGGAUUCAAGAUUCUUCAAGAAAAUAGCUAUUAAUUUUAUAUAUGCAUUCCUUAGGAAGAUAUGCAGGGAAAAUAGUGUGCUUUUCAAUAUUCCUCAUGAGAGUCUCUUAACUGUUGGUCAGAUUUGCUAUAUAUAGUGGCCCUUUACCUCCUGUUUUAUGCAAAUGUAGAAUAAAAUACUGGGAACACAUCCCAUGAGAUUUUUGAAUAUAUUAUAUGUUGAUAUAUUCUUUUUUAUUAUAAUAUAAAAAUUGAUAGGAAAUAAAUGUUUCACUGGACAACAUGAAGUUUUAUAUUAGAUUGUAUGGAUGGAGCAGAACUUGCUACGAGGUUAUGAGCAGAAUAUGUAUUAGACUACAUGGGGAUAGUCAUAUUGCUAGGAGGCUUUGAUAUAUGGGUGGUAGGAUCAUACGCACAAGAAAAAAUAUACUCGAACGUCCCAACAAGCUAGCUAGGUCAUCCCUCACACGAGCACACUGGUACGCCCCAACAAACUAGUCAGGCCAUUCUUCACACGAGCCGGUUUUGGUAAUGUAGCCUACAUGCUUGAGUGGGAUUAUGAUUGGAUGCUGGUGUUUUCUAUCGAGAGGUGGCUUCCGGAGUCACAUACUUUUCAUUUGUUUGGGAGAGAUGACAAUCACCCUAUAGGAUGUAACUUAUCAGUUAGGACUUUGGACGGAAAGAGAUUCUGUUAGUGGCUACAUAAAAGGGUGGGAGAUGUUCUAUGAUGGACGUAGCAGGGAGGAUUUAUGUAUGCAAUUGUUAGGAGUCGUAGCGAAGUCUGCUGGCAAAUAGGAUCAGAGUAAGUGGGUUGUCAACCUAUUCUGGUUCCGGGUGAUAGUAAGUCAAGAUUUAGAUGAGGAUUCCAUGUAGGAGCGACAUAUGCAGUACAUUCGAGGGUAUAUCAUGCAGAUCAUAGGAGGUAUCUUUUUUUUCGGAUGCGUCAAACUCCCGAGUCGACAUAAGGUGGCUCCCACUUUUAGACUCCAGAUGUCUUGGGAUUCUACUGUUCUGCCUUUCUUUACCAGCAGAUGUGUCGGGUGAUACAUAGCAAGUAGCGAAACUUGGGUGGCUACAGUGAUUUGCUCCUUUUUUGGACGUAUCAUCGCAUCAUUCCAUGUCGACCCCAAAGAUUUGACGAGCAAAGGUUUUUAUUGACACAGAGUCAUUUAGUAUUUUUUAUUUAUUUCGUUGUUCUCAAAUCUAUCGACUAAGAAUGUGUAAUUUAUGAGAAUUAAUGGGGUUUGCAGGUGGUUGGAAUACGAGCCAGUUAGGGUUCGUGAGGAGACUAGGAUGAGGAUUUGAUUCUCAAUAGUAUUAGGGUGAACAAUGUAAGUAAUCCAUAUAUUGUUGCCCUCAGGUGGCAUAUUUAGAUCGGAUUUGGAUCUUCUA
Molecule: messenger RNA, 3764 nt
Organism: Arachis ipaensis
Lineage: Eukaryota; Viridiplantae; Streptophyta; Magnoliopsida; Fabales; Fabaceae
Product: potassium transporter 11-like
Biological process (GO): potassium ion transmembrane transport
Cellular component (GO): membrane
Molecular function (GO): potassium ion transmembrane transporter activity
Source: RefSeq, a predicted model, not a curated record